AUAACACAUUUUCAUACACAAAGGCAGGUGUAAAUUAAAAACAACAAUUACACGACUGCACAAACACAAAACUGUUGAGGCCUAGUACUCUUAGGCUACAGUAGCUGUGGGUUGUCACUAUUCACAGUACUUUGACCUUUUGUUCUUCAGUCUUGCCAAGACUGCUUAAUUAGGCUAUUAUAUCAUUCACUGGGACCGGUGCUCUGCUAAACAAGUACUCCUCCUUUAGAUUAUUUAAGCACAUUUUACCAAGUACUGUAUACUGUAUAUCGAUUCAAACCUUGAAACACUGUCCUCUAAUGCGUGAACGAGUCUGUACCAGCUGCCGUCGCUAGAUGGUGCUAUUGCUCUUCGGCGUCCCUGUGCUGAGAAGGUGGAGGAGCUGCACAAUGAAGGAGGUGUCUGAGUAAAGGCACCGGGAGUGGAUCUGCCGCUAGGUUCAGUGUAAUCCCGUCUCUCCCAGGCACACUCACCCAGUCGUCCGCCAUGGUGACCGCAAAACGCCUCUUCUCCGGUACAAGCAGCAUCUAAACCCUACCUGAGCUUUCUUUUUUCCACCACGGCUGGACGUGGAUGCAGUAUCUCCUUUCAGCUGGGACAUACAUACCUGUGGAUAAGUCCGCAUUUCGAGAGAAGGGGUAAGAAUCGUGCAAGCAAGUCCUCUCUCUCUCUCUCUCUCUGUGCGUGUGUGUGCGCUCUGAAAGGAAGUGAUUCAACUUGUUUGAAGAGAUUAGGGGUAAGUCCUGCGAGUAUCUUUGCCGUGUUGUUUUGUGAUCCCUUGGAUUUCGAGCAUGGUAAAUAAGUAUCACUGUGGGAAAAUCCUCAUAUGCAGCCAGUUAAGUGUCCUGUCUGUCCUCCGCUGUGGGUUGCUUUGCACGCCUUUAGCUGUGUGCAAGACGCUGCAGUCUCUUCUGUUUCAUAGCUGUAAAACGCAUCAUGUCCCCGUGUGACAUUUAAAUGAUGGAAAUGUCGCGGAGAAGUGCGCGUUUUACGCCGGCGACUUAGUUUCCAGAGUCCAUUCGGUGCGUUAAUGUCGCAUCCGCUGCGCUGCUGAUAACGUCCUGGAGAUUACACCAGCAUGCUGUAAUAACCUACAUUUCGUUACUCGUGUGACCACACUGCCACAACGUGUAAGGCUGGGAAGUGACCAGUGCAGUGCACUAUGGCAGAGCCAGACCCAGAGCCAGUGUCUUCUGGAGCAGGGCAGCGUCUUGGAGCCCCAGAAACUCUUGGCAUCAGUACAUUGGAUCCUGGGCAAAGACCCCCAGUUAUGCCCCCAGGGCGGCAUGUCACCGUCAGGGUCCGUAUGUUGGAUGACACAGAGGAGCUCUUCGACAUUUCGCAAAAAGCCUCUGGCAAGGUGCUGCUUGACCUGGUGUGCUCCCACAUGAACCUCAUUGAGGGUGACUACUUCGGCUUGGAGUUUCAGAACCAUCAAAAGAUGAUGGUUUGGUUAGACCACAUAAAGCCCAUUAUCAAGCAGCUCAGAAGGCCGAAGCGCACAAUCUUGAGGUUUGCUGUGAAGUUCUUCCCUCCAGACCAUGCCCAGCUUUUGGAGGAGCUGACAAGGUACCUGUUUGCCCUGCAGAUCAAACAGGAUCUUUCCUCUGGACAUCUCACCUGCAAUGACAGCACUGCCGCAUUAAUGGUCUCCUACAUUAUCCAGUCUGAGAUCGGGGACUUUGAGGAGAGCCAGUGCCGGUCACACCUCCUCAACAACAACUACAUCCCAGAUCAAAUGCCCCUGAUUGACAAGAUCAUGGAGUUUCAUUCAAAGAACAUAGGUCAAACACCAGCAGAAUCAGACUAUCAGUUACUAGAAGUGGCGCGCAGACUGGAGAUGUAUGGGAUUCGCCUUCACCCUGCCAAGGACCGUGAGGGCACGAAGUUGAGCUUGGCUGUAGCGCACACUGGUGUCCUGGUCUUUCAGGGACACACAAAGAUUAAUGCCUUCAACUGGUCUAAAAUUCGUAAACUGAGCUUCAAGAGGAAACGUUUCCUUGUCAAGCUGAGGCCAGAUUUGAAUAGUUCAUAUCAGGGUACUCUGGAGUUUCUGAUGGCCAGCAGGGACUGUUGUAAAAUCUUCUGGAAGAUCUGUGUUGAGUACCACGCCUUCUUCCGUCUCUUUGAGGAACCUAAGCCCAAGCCAAAGCCUGUGCUCUUCACACGAGGCUCCUCCUUCAGAUUCAGCGGUCGUACACAGAAGCAGGUGAUUGAUUAUGUGAAGGAAACAGAGUUUAAAAAGAUCCCAUUCGAAAGAAAACAUAGUCGGAUCCAACACAACAGUCGCCUGUCGCUGUUGCCUUCUCCCUGUCACCAUGAAGUGCCAACAACAAGUGGUGCCUCCGUCGACUCUCCUCCUGGGUGUCACUGGAAAGAGUCGGUGUUGGUGAGUGCAGAAGACCCUUCAGCUUCACGGACAGCGAUGGCGAGCCCGUCUCACCAGAGGAAUGGCCACGAGGACAGAACAGGAUCUAUGUCCAGGACAGAGGAGACAAGAGGCUCACGACAGACCCACCCAGAACAUCUGAGUACAGGUGUGGUGUCCGACAGUCCCCACCUGUCUGCCUCCUCUGGACACUCCCACGGUAUGGUCAACGGUCAGAAGUCACUGGAGCUGUGCAGUCACAGUCCCGACGGCCGACAACCUUCCCCACUCACCAGCCCGCUGCUAAAUGACGCCUGCAGUGUUCGUACUGAUGAUGAAGAUGAGGUUCGAAGGAAGAGGUUUCCAACAGAUCGGGCCUACUUCAUUGCCAAGGAGCUUCUGACCACAGAACGGACAUAUGUGAAGGACCUGGAGGUGAUAACUGUGUCUUUUCAGAGUGCUAUAGGACAAGAUGAAGCAACUCCAGAUGCUCUGAAGAACAUCAUCAACUCCACCUUCGAGCCUUUGCACAAGUUCCACACAGGUUUUCUCAGGGAGGUGGAGCAGAGGCUGGCUCUGUGGGAAGGACGUUCUAAUGCUCAUAUCAAAGGAGACUCCCAGCGGAUUGGAGAUGUCAUGUUGAAGAACCUCCAAGGCUUGAAGCCACUGACAGCAAACCUGCACAAGCAGUCUGAAGUUCUGCUGGAGCUGGAAAAAGCAUGCAGGGCGUCCCGCAAGUUGGAGGGUCUCUGCAGGGACUUUGAGCUGCAGAAGGUCUGUUACGUCCCCCUCAAUGUCUUCAUUCUGCGGCCUCUGCACCGUCUGAUUCAUUACAAGCAGAUCCUGGAGCGUCUGUGCAAACACUACCUGGCCACUCACGUGGACUUCAGGGACUGCAGAGCUGCACUGGCAGAUGUGUCUGAGGUGGUGGAGCAGCUCCAGGGAAGCCUAAUCAAGAUUGAAAACUUCCAGAAAAUUCUGGAGCUUAAGAAGGAUUUGAUUGGCAUCAACAAUCUAGUUGUUCCUGGUCGGGAGUUCAUCAGGUUAGGCUGCCUCAGCAAACUGUCUGGGAAAGGCCUACAGCAGCGAAUGUUUUUCCUGUUCAGCGAUGUCAUUUUGUACACAAGUCGAGGGAUGACGGCGACUAAUCAGUUCAAAGUGCACGGGCAGCUGUUGCUUCGUGGCAUGACAAUCAGAGAGAGUGAAGACGAGUGGGGUGUGCCUCACGCCUUUACACUGGUCGGACAGCAGCAGUCACUGGUGGUGGCAGCAAGUUCAUCGAUAGAAAUGGAGAAAUGGAUGGAGGACAUAAAGACGGUGAUAGAGAUGGCAAAAACCAGCAACGGGCCUUCAUCUGACCUUCUGACCAACAAUCUCACAGACAACAAAUGCCCUGAGGACUCCUCGAUGGAGGUGGAGUCUGAGGAUGACAUGACAGCAUCGAGCACCUCGCUGGAGAGGCCCACCCCUCACCGUGGUAACACCAUGGUGCACGUGUGCUGGCACAGGAACACCAGUGUGUCCAUGGUGGACUUUAGCAUAGCUGUGGAGAAUCAGCUGUCAGGAAAUUUGCUGAGGAAGUUCAAGAACAGCAACGGCUGGCAGAAGCUCUGGGUGGUCUUCACCAACUUUAGCUUGUUUUUCUACAAGUCUCACCAGGAUGAUUAUCCACUGGCCAGUCUUCCUCUACUGGGUUACUCAGUCACCAUCCCCUCUGAGUCUGAAAACAUCCACAAGGAUUAUGUCUUCAAACUGCAUUUCAAGUCCCACGUCUAUUAUUUCCGGUCAGAGAGUGAAUACGCGUUUGAGAGGUGGAUGGAGGUCAUCCGCAGUGCCACGGUCCCCUCUAGUCAGGCUUGUGUGCUGAACAGCAAAGAGUCCCAUCUUCACUGACUCAGCUCACCUUGUUUCCACACACUGUCUCCUUCAGGUGUCCUUCCUGCCCCCCCACCACCCUGGGACUCUUUUCUUUUCUACUCAUAUCUGGGACAUUUGUACAUGUUGUCCAUGCACAUUUGGUGCUUUUUAAUGCUUUAAUGGUGACAUGUCCGCUGGUUUAGACUGCAUCAGAGACUGCAUUUUUUGGCGUUUUUACUCUCAACUCUGAAACCUCUUUUUAAGGAUGUCAUUUUAUACAGUUUUCUAACGGUCAGAUUCACUUCCUAUCUUUCUGCUUUUACAUUUUGUCAUUGGUUGUUUUUACAGCAGAUAUAGAUGUGAAGCAUUUUUUCUUAGAUGGUUAAACUAUCAUGGCAUUGUCAUAACGUUUUUGUCUACUUGUUCAUAUUAUUGAAAAUGGCUGCUUUGAAAAUAUCAAGCAACUUUGGUGCCAAACCGGUUUAUAUCAGUGUCCUUGACUUUUUAAUGCUAUUUUGUUACAUCGGAGAUCAUGAAUGUCUCUUACACUGUAUAUCAUGAACUUAUAACCAUAUAAAACAGGCCACCCUUUAAAAGUUAGUGCUCUGUUCACACCUGACCCAGCACAAUGUGUUCUUAUGUACAAAAGGGAAAAAAAGAUGAUGAAAAUAUAAAAUAAUCUUGAUGUAUUUUUGACAGAAACCUGGAUUGAUCACAGUGUUGGCCAGAGGUAGCUGCCAUCAACACAAAUGCCAUUUCAAGUAAAGUAAAUAUUCUAUUUGCUAAUCUUAGUUGUAUGAAUAUGUCUCAGACUGUUUUGCUUUUUAAAAAUCGACUACGAAGUUUCCCUUCAGCUGUUUGAGAAAAUGUGGGACAUAAUCAUUGUAUUAUGAAAGUAAGUGUAAAAAAGCUUUAAAGAUUAUGUGUGAAACAAAAUAGAAACUUUCAGUUCCAAGCACCUCCCAUAUACAGAUAAUGGAUUUUAUGGGUCUAAAUGAAUGGAAAUAUGCAUCAGACAGGGGUUUGCAGGGAAGCAAAUCACAUGUAAAACCUCAGUUCUGCUUAGAAUUGCAGUGUUUUUCCAGACAACAGAAAGCUCGCUGGGAAUGAAAGCAAUAAAAAAAAACUUA
Monopterus albus (swamp eel) is the source of this 5355-nucleotide messenger RNA. RefSeq names its product FERM, RhoGEF and pleckstrin domain-containing protein 1-like. The coding region runs from base 1163 to 4261 and encodes 1032 amino acids. NCBI's taxonomy places the organism in Eukaryota, Metazoa, Chordata, Actinopteri, Synbranchiformes, Synbranchidae. Gene Ontology annotation, molecular function: cytoskeletal protein binding; guanyl-nucleotide exchange factor activity. Gene Ontology annotation, cellular component: cytoskeleton. The transcript has 27 exons. The record is from RefSeq and is a predicted model, not a curated record.